This is a messenger RNA of Diaporthe batatas, 2373 nucleotides long. RefSeq lists its product as uncharacterized. Gene Ontology annotation, molecular function: serine-type peptidase activity. The transcript is spliced from 3 exons. Gene Ontology annotation, biological process: proteolysis. Bases 1 to 2373 code for a protein of 790 amino acids. The record is from RefSeq and is a predicted model, not a curated record. Lineage: Eukaryota; Fungi; Ascomycota; Sordariomycetes; Diaporthales; Diaporthaceae.
AUGGGCUUCAACACGAGAGCGGCCGGCCUGCUCGGGCUCUUCUCCUUCUCGUUGGCUGCGCCGGCUCCACAAGUUGGCGCUCCUCCUCCAGCCGGCAACAAUGCCUGCGCGGCUGUCUCGCAGGCUCAGGCCCAGCAGAUGGCCGCGAACCCUCGAGCUGUUGCGAGGGUACCGGCCUCAACAGCCUUCGCAUGCCUCCAGUCCGUGCCAAACAAGCCAGCAGAAGCCGCAAAGCUGAUCGCCAGUACCAAGGCCUACGCCCAAUGGCAGAGUACACUUGCAUGGCUCAAAGAUCCACCACCUUCCUACAUGCUUCCGCCUACGGACAUCCAAGGCGGGCUUGACGCUAUAGGUGCCAAUGCCACGGCAGGAAGGUUCCAAAGCGAGUUCGAGUUCCAGUCUGCCAUGAUCCAACUGGUUGCAUCAGCACAUGACGGCCACUUUGCGAUCCGCCCAGACAUGUUCAAAGCAUUCAGCUUCAGGAAUGACCUUGCCACGGACAUCGUCUCCGUGUCAGUUGACGGCAAGCAGGUGCCAAAACUCUACAACCUCGGCGUCCUCAAUGGCACAGCAUCGAUAGGAGGCACAAACCAGACAGCCGUGAACAGCACGAACGGAAUGCCACCAGCAAUAGUGAAGAUCAACGGCCAAGAUGCCGCACAAGUCAUUGAGGAGCAAGGCUUGAGGUUCAUCAACUUCCAGGAUCCCGAUUCUCAGUGGAACUCACAAUUCCAGUCGUACGCCGUGCCCACAGCGCGGACCGCACUGGCCUCGUCGAUCUUCUUCCUCGGCGACUCGGUGACGCUCGAGUAUGACAACGGCCAGAAGGUGACACAGGAAAGCUACGCCCUGAUCCGACCAACGGCAGAUUUCACGGGUGUGAACACCGGGGAGGACUUCUACCAGAAGUUCUGCAACCCAGCCAAUGCACCACCGCCCACGGCGGGAGGUGGAGGCGGCCAGCCCAUGCAGCCGCCGACACCACAGCCGCAGCCGCCCCCGGGUACAUUGCAGCCGCCGGCGCCGGCGAUUCCUGGAUUCCCCAUGCCCGCGAUCCGUGACAGUGGGGCCAACAUCACAGCCGGGUAUUUCCUCCAAGGCGCGGGAUACGAGGACACGGCCGUGCUAUCGGUGCUGGGCUUCUCGCCCGAGGGAGACUUCGACAUCCUCGAGUACGUGGUCAACUUCCAGAAACUGACCGAGAACUUCCUGGCCAUGUGCAAGCAGGCGGGCAAGACGAAGCUCGUCGUCGACGUGACGGGCAACGGUGGUGGCCUCGUGGCGGCCGGUUUCGAGCUGUAUGCGCAGCUGUUCCCAGGCACGCCGCUGUUCCAGGCCAACAACAUGCGCCUGACAGAAAGCAUGGAACAGAUGGCCAAGAUCUCGGCAGCAUUGCAGCCCGAGGUCCUGGCGCUCGACCUCAACACGCUGUCCCCACAGAACGCGACGCAGAGGCAGCUCGCGCUCGCAGCGAUCUCACAGAGCAGCGUCAUCAGCAACCUCGUCCCGGGCGGCGUGUUCUCCGCCGGCGGUCAGGUGAAUCUGACCUCGACGGACCAGAUCAUCUCACCGGUGACCAUCAAGGGUGACCGGUUCACGUCGUACAUCAGCACGCCGCUGAACGACACGGCCUCUGACUUCAACCUGACGGGAACCGGCAACCGAGCCAACCCGCCGCCGGCAGUGUUCGACCCGAACAACGUGGUGAUCCUGACAGAUGGCACCUGCGGCUCGACGUGCACGUUGUUCUCGUACCUCAUGAUCAUGCAACAGAACGUCAAGACGGUUGUCGUGGGCGGGCGGCCGACGACGGGGCCGAUGCAGUCGAUCGCAGGCGUGGAAGGCGCGCAGGUGUUCCCGCUGAACGAGCUCCAGCAGGCGGCGGCAGCCACGCUAUUCCUGGCGCCGCCGGAGCAGCAGCAGCAGCUGAGCCAGUCGGAGCUCGGUGUGAUCGCCGAGGGCUACCUGCUGGACCGGUCGGCGACGCCGGGCAACGGGGGCGCGAUCAACGGCAAGAACGCCUUCUCGCACACGGACGCGCAGACGCCGCUGCAGUUCCUGAUGCAGCCGGCGCAGUGCCGGUUCUUCUACACCAAGGAGAUGAUCUACGGGCCCGAGGCGGUGUGGAAGCGUGCGGCCGACGCGACGUUCAAGGACCCGCAGGGACUGUGCGUCGAGGGCAGCAUCACGCCGACGAUGGGCGUGCAGGCCAUCUCGAACGACUUCUUCGCGAACCAGCCGGGCAUCGGAGGCUCGAGGGCGGAGGGCGCCAACAACCCGGGGGCGAGCGCCGGAGUCCGCUCCGCGGCGGAGAAGAGUGGCGUGGCGGUCUUGGCUGCGGCGCUGGCCAGCAUGGUGUUGUUCUUAAUCUGA